Messenger RNA from Aphanomyces astaci, 552 nucleotides. RefSeq lists its product as hypothetical. The record is from RefSeq and is a predicted model, not a curated record. NCBI's taxonomy places the organism in Eukaryota, Oomycota, Saprolegniomycetes, Saprolegniales, Verrucalvaceae. The transcript has a single exon. The coding region runs from base 52 to 552 and encodes 166 amino acids.
CAACUUUAUGUCAAACCAAGUCCGCCAAACCUUCAGUUUGCAUUUGUCAAGAUGGAAACCUCUGACGCUGUUGCUACUGCCAAACAUUCCGUGGUUCGGAGUGGCCUUGUGUUCACCAAAGGGCAACACGAAGACGGACUCUUUGGUCGCGGAACUUGGAAACUGCGCUACGUGGAGCUCACAACAGACAACGUCUUGCAGUAUUACGCCGCCAAAGGUGGAUCGUUCACCGGCCAAGUGGACUUGGCCCAAUGUUAUGGCAUGGAAGUGAUGCCUUUGGACUGCCCGCAGUCUGGCAAUCGGCUCACCAGCGUGUAUCGCAUUGCUAUCAAGACCACCACCAAGCGUCGCAUUGUCAUCGCAGCCUUGUCAGAACAAGGGAUGAACGCUUGGGUCGCCGCAUUGCACUCUGCGGUGGGGCCGAGUCUGAAAGCCAAGUCCCCCAAGACUUCAGGAAGUCGGUUUUCAAUAUUCCGCAGAGUCCUACGAACGCUUUCGCUUAAUGUACGAAUGAUGCGAUGCAAUUUACCCGACUUGUUCUUCGUGAACUAA